Messenger RNA from Adineta ricciae, 2145 nucleotides. Lineage: Eukaryota; Metazoa; Rotifera; Eurotatoria; Adinetida; Adinetidae. The record is from the annotation of a GenBank genome assembly.
AUGGCGUUUGAAAUGAAUAAUUCCUGGUUAAAUUUAACGAAUCAAUCCAUUGUAAAUGAUAAUGAUGAGCGAUUCAACUUUAAAUCGACCUCAGAAGACUUCUUUAUUCGUGAAGGCGAACGAUUCAUACGUGAAGAUCCAUUAGUGCCUUUUUCGAAUUCGAUUCUGACGGAUAUAACACAAAACCAAGAUCAAUCAUGGUCAAACGAUCACAAUCCUGGCAGUCCUGGUUGUUCCACUACAACAUUUUUCAUGGCCAAAUCAUCGACACCUGACGAAAUGCUCAAUGCACUCCUUACUGGAAAAACAGAUAGCAUAACUACAAAAGAAAAUCAACAACCAACAUCAUCACGAAAUCUUGUUCAAGGAUGGAAUGAACUGAGUUUAAUGAAUAAGAAAUCCAUCAGUGGACUCAACUUGCGACAACAGAAAGAUUCACCAUUUAUCGAAAAUUGCAAUACUAUUGUGAAAAAAUCCAAGACUGUUCUAACACCAACUCAACCAAUCAAGGGCGAAGUCAGUCGAUCUUUAUUCGAUUCGAAACCUCAAUCUACUUCUACAAGUGUCAACUGUGAUAUCCUUGAUUUAACAGCAACGAGUAAUCAUAGUCGUCGACAUAGUUUAGACUUAUCGGAUAGUAUGUCAAUCCUUUCCCUUCACUGUCGUCAUAAUCAUCAUCUCAAUGGAAAUAUUUAUCCAAAUAUGGUUUCGCCAGCUGAUGCGUCAACUGUAAAUACAGAAACUCAAACAUCGCAUUUAGCAGGAGGAGGAUCAUCAUCAUCAUCGUCAUCGGCAAAUUCAUCACGUACGCAAAUUCAUCAUAAUCAACAACAACAACAACAUGCACAUUCAUCGACACAUUUUCCCUCAUGGCCUCCACAUCAUCCUCAACCAUUAUUUUAUCCAGUCGUGUCUUAUCAUCCUAUUUACUCUUAUGCACCCUCAGCAUCUUCAUCGAUACCUCAUCAACCCGCUCCACUCUGUAUUCAUCCACCAGCAACGACGAUUAGUAGCUCAUCAGACAUCUAUAGUCAUCAUCACGAUACGAACAGUCCAAUAAUAACUUCACUUCACAGUCAACCGAGUGAUGAUAAAUCAUCAACAUCAUCCUUUCAACGUAAUAGUCGUUCAUCAUCAUCAUCAUUACUUUCGGCUAAUUCUCAACGACUAAGUCAUCAUCAACUAAACGAACAACAUGAUCAUUGGUGGCUCGACAUUCCAUCGUCAACUAUCUUUCGCAUGCCAUCAUGUUAUGCCCAUCAAACAAGUUCCAUCGAUGUUGCUAUUAAAAACAAUGGUUCUAUCGAUAUUACAUUAACAGUCAAUAUUCACAAAUGGGAUAUUAUAUCAGACACAAGUUCGACAUCGAAUGAACAUCAUCAAAUCAUUCCCUUUCAAUUAGACAAAACGGAAUAUUUAGUCAAGUCUCAACAAGAAACUUCGAUCAAAGUUCAUUUUUGCCCAUUUCAAACGGGUAAUUACCAAUGCAAAUUAAACAUCAAAUGUCAAUUUUGUUCUUCACAUCAACCACCGCCAUCGACAUCAUUGGUAACCUUGGUCGGUGUUUGUCAUGAUCCACGUAAUGAGCAUCCCAUCUUGCUUUCAUCAUCUAAAGAACAUCAACAAGCAAGAAAUUCCGAUGAAAAUCUCAUUAAUCGGAUAUCAUGUCAAAGUCAAGUUUCAGAUAUGUCAUUAGCCUCAACAACAGCGCAAAGCGACGGUGAUUUAACAUCUACUAGCCAACAUCGACAAAAGGAUGCCAUACUUGACAUUGCCAAUCAAAUUGGUAUUGAACAGAACAUACUCGACUUCGGUCAGGUUUAUAUUAACGAUGAUUUAACUACGAAUUCCAAAACAUUGAAGUUAACAAUAAAAAAUUACAGUCGAACAGACCCGUGUGAUGUUGAUAUUAAUGAGCCACAUCUUCCAUUCUGCAUCAGUGUACGUCGUGCGACAAUAAGAGAAAAGUCAUUUGUGAAAUUAACUUGCAAAUUUCGUCCAAAAAAAGUGGGAUUAUAUAGUGAAAACGUGAUUUUGACUAUCAAACGACGAAAUAAUUUCAAAACAACAAUUACAUUAACUGGUCGAUGUAUUCUGGAAAGUCAACAUACGAUUCUGCAUGAUUCCAUUGAAACUGAAGAAUAG